Penicillium odoratum is the source of this 1419-nucleotide messenger RNA. Its product is annotated as AAR2 splicing factor family protein. Lineage: Eukaryota; Fungi; Ascomycota; Eurotiomycetes; Eurotiales; Aspergillaceae. Gene Ontology annotation, biological process: spliceosomal tri-snRNP complex assembly. The transcript has a single exon. Bases 1 to 1419 code for a protein of 472 amino acids. The record is from RefSeq and is a predicted model, not a curated record.
AUGUCCUUACCAAUUCAACCAUCCCCGACCAUCCUCCUCCCAGACCUCCCUCCGAAGACUCUUGUCGGCAUCGAUCUCAUAACCUUUACCUCUACUGCCAAUUUCCACGGAAUCAGAGACCUUCCCGGUGGAUGGCACUUCCUAUACACCGGCACAACAGAGAGUCUAUCCCUCCGCUCUGGAGCAUGGUUCUACAUUGGCGACGUCACCGCAGUUGGAUACGAAAAAAUUGACUCUGCACUCGUACCGCAUACGAAAAAAUCAACACAGAACAACGGGCCGGAGAUCUACAUCUGGAAAUGGAGUGCUGACACCGAAUCCCUCAUUUCAUUAAAAGGCGACAACGGCACCCAUUGUCAAGAAGCCAUGCGCCACAAAGCUAAUCUAGGCGCGGUAUGGCAGAGUGGGGGCCUAUUCCGGUACCGAAGUCGCGUGUCCAAGUCCAUGGUCACCAACGCCGAAGGAACAAAAGACGGAGAAGCAGCAAAGCUGGAGGAUGACGAGGAAAGUGAGGAAAGCGGCCGCAAAGAUUGGCGACGUCUUACCGAUCGGAUCUCUCCGGGUAUUCUGACGCGCAUGAUUGGAAACCCGAAUUACGACGUUGAUGCGCAUCCGCGAUGGAUGGUCACCUCUGCCAGUACGGCAAACCGCGAUGCUGAUCACAUUCCUGGACUUGAACCGCGGAAGGUGGGAGAGGAUGGUGUUCCACAGACCACUGGUGAACAAGAACGGGAGUUUGGGUUUCUUCCCAUUGACCUGAAGCAUACGUGGCGUGAAGGUGCCAUUGGCCGCGAAAGGACCGAGGCGGCUCAGGAUCGUUCUUGGGCAUUGGGGGAUUUGAUGGAUCGAUUCUCCAGCUAUAAGAAUCCGGCUACCGGUGAAAUGGUAUUCAAUGGGCAGCUGGGAGAGGCGCAAAUUCUGGGAGAGUUGCAAUUCACUUUCAUGAUGGUGUUGACCAUGAUGAACUACUCUUGCCUGCAGCAGUGGAAGCGAUUACUCGAGCUUGUCUUGACAUCUUUCAGGGCUAUUGUAGAUCAAGAAGGGUUCAUGAGUGAGUUUGUGGCCUUGCUGCUCAGGCAACUGAAACGAUGCGACGACGUUGAAGGUGGGUUGUUUGAAAUGGAUGGAGAUGAUGGCGGUGCGUUCCUUCGCGAUCUGCUGAAGAAAUUUCGCCGGUCAGUAUAUCAAGCUGUCGAAGAAGGCAAGGGAUCCUUGGUCAAGAAAGAACUUGCAAGGCUGGAGAAUUGGGUGAAGGAGGAGUAUGACUGGGAGCUGACACACGAGACUCUUGUCAAGCGUGGCAUGAUUCAACUGGAAGACGGCGAAGAGGUCGAAAUAGACAUGGACGACAAUGACGAAGAUGAGGAGACUGGCGAGUACGCACCCAUGAUCGUUGAUUCGGAGCAAGCUACUCUCUAG